Molecule: messenger RNA, 279 nt
Organism: Cokeromyces recurvatus
Lineage: Eukaryota; Fungi; Mucoromycota; Mucoromycetes; Mucorales; Mucoraceae
Exons: 2
Coding region: 1-279 (92 amino acids)
Source: RefSeq, a predicted model, not a curated record
AUGUUGAAAUCUUUAGUCUUGAUUUGGUUAUCGUUUUCAUUUGCAUGGGCAAGUUCUAUUAGUUUAACUUCUCCAAAACCAAAUGAUGUAUGGGAAGCUGGAUCUACUGUACAAAUCAAAUGGAAUGUCAAUGAUGAAGAUACAAAACCUAUUCGUCUUCAAUACGCUUCUGGUCCUUCAAAGGCUCUUGUCAUUAAUGGUCUUAUUGCUGAUAAUGUCGAUGCUUCCUUGGGUCAUUAUUCAUGGAAGAUUCCCAAAAGUCUUAAACCAAAGAAAUAG